UCGAACUCGAUAUCAACUCUGCGUACUUGGGGUUUAAGAAUACCCUCAAUUAAGAUAUCUAAACCGGGUAUAACACCCAGUCAAUUGAACUCAUGCGAUCUCCACUGCUAGGGCGCGAUCCUGUCAAGUUGCAAAAUCAUUCAUUUUUGUCUGUCUGUCUGACUGCUGACUGACGAGAAGAUAUCGAAAUAUGCCAUAUUGGCAGAUAUUUAAUCCCCAAUCUCCUCUUUGCCUUCUCUAAUACUUAAUCCUGCGCAACGGCUCAAACAUUAUAUAUUAUCAGCGAAAUUAUCGAUAUGCAGCGCACUUAUCUCGCUUUUCAGCAUAACGCUAAGCUCCAUGCUCUGCAGACUGUGGUCACCACAAUUCGAUCGGUAGCAGCGCUUGAAGAGGCUAAUAAGGGGCUCUACAAGCAAGGACAAGAAGACGACCAUGUGGUAGUCACAGAACAAACUGUUUUUCAUCCCCAAGGCGGCGGUCAGCCUUCUGACACCGGCAUUAUGGAAAGCGCAGAUGGGGCGAGCUUUGACGUAUCCAUGGUACGCAUGAGCGCUGUGGUAGAUGGCGAAGUAUUACAUUUCGGCAAAUUCAAGAAUCCAUCCUCGAUAUUUAAACCUGGGGACUCUAUCACUCAAACCAUCAAUAGCGAGAAGCGACUUUUAUACUCCCGUUACCAUACAGCUGGGCACGUGUUAGGAUCAGCUGUUCGUCAUCUUCUCGAAAAAGAGGUGGCUAAUUUCGACGAACUGAAAGCUUCACAUUUCCCCGAUUCGGCUUCAUGUGAAUUUCAAGGUCUCAUUGAGAGGAAAUGGAAGGAUACCAUUCAAGGUCGUGUGGAUGAGUAUAUCGACAAGGACAUGCCUGUUGAAAUUGACUGGUGGGAUGAGAACGACUUCAAAGCUAAUGGUCUCGAGCGAUUGAUCCCUGAUCGUAAGGCAAUGGGUAUGGCGGAUGACGAGAAAUUUCGAGUCGUGAAAAUCGUCGGCGCUGAAGUCUAUCCUUGUGGAGGUACACACGUCGAUAGUACACAAUUGUGCGGUAAAACAAACGUCAAGAAAAUCAGUCGAGCGAAAGGUGUUAGUCGGGUCAGUUACAUGCUACCGUAAUAAGCGUACAGGUGAGGACAGGUUUAUAAUGCCUGUCUUGUCGGGACGAAAUCCUCGAGUUGUCGAAGUAGCCUGCCGCGAUUUUACUACGGGAUCUAUCCGACGUCCGAUGCCGCGAAUGGGGAACUAAAGACUACCCGAUAUUCGGCAGCAGUAUCGUACAACGUGUUCCGUUUUACAGGCAUGAGGGUUCCAAUCGUAUAAGGCUCUUGGCAAUUAGGAUUUCGCCGUGAGCAAUUUUAC
This is a messenger RNA of Hypoxylon trugodes, 1349 nucleotides long. RefSeq names its product ThrRS/AlaRS common domain-containing protein. Gene Ontology annotation, biological process: alanyl-tRNA aminoacylation; regulation of translational fidelity. Lineage: Eukaryota; Fungi; Ascomycota; Sordariomycetes; Xylariales; Hypoxylaceae. The record is from RefSeq and is a predicted model, not a curated record. Bases 297 to 1106 code for a protein of 269 amino acids. Gene Ontology annotation, molecular function: alanine-tRNA ligase activity; ATP binding; nucleic acid binding. The transcript is spliced from 2 exons.